Messenger RNA from Cucumis melo (muskmelon), 2314 nucleotides. Its product is annotated as protein NUCLEAR FUSION DEFECTIVE 4-like. The transcript has a single exon. Gene Ontology annotation, cellular component: membrane. The coding region runs from base 569 to 2302 and encodes 577 amino acids. Lineage: Eukaryota; Viridiplantae; Streptophyta; Magnoliopsida; Cucurbitales; Cucurbitaceae. The record is from RefSeq and is a predicted model, not a curated record.
AAUUAAUCUUGAGGUUUCUUCUUUAGAGGCUUUUGUUUGUCAUAGAACUAGACGAGGAUAUAGAAAAAAAAACAUAGUUAAAAAUCAACUCAAAUCAAAUCAAAAGGAGUUUGUUCAUAACUUUGAUGAGUUUGCAAGUGGAUAUAUCCAUUCCGACAUGGUGUUCGGCUGUCGAAACAACUUGAGUCGAGUAAUUCCUCCUAAUUCACAUUCUCAACUUCCUCACUUGUGGCUUUCAUUACUCCAUGAUUUCAAGUCAGCGUGUGAAUGACUGCUUAGAGAUUAACUGAAAGACAACACAAUAUAAUCAAUAUCAUAAAUCUUGCUUCAUUUUUCUUUCUUUCUUUUAAGGAAAACUUUGGUUCACUGUGGCUGUGCCUUUCUUCUCAAAGCAACUAUCCAAUUUCUGAUAAGUGGCGGACAGAGUGGGAGAGCAGCAAACGCAGAGCCAAAAUGAAAACUCCACUUUAUUAGUUCAUUCCCUUUCAAAAUGUAUUUAUGUUAUACUCUCCCCCUCACUCCCCAUUUCAUCUCCGAAACCUCCUUAUAACUCACCCCCUAAAUUCAAAUGGCCACCUCCGGUAACCCCUUCUGGUACCACUUACUAUUCGGCCGGUGGUUCUCUGUCUUCGCUUCCAUUCUCAUCAUGUCCGUCUCUGGCGCCACCUACAUGUUUGGCCUCUACUCAUCCCACAUCAAAUCCUCCUUGGCCUACGACCAAACCACCCUCAAUUUGCUCAGCUUCUUCAAGGACUUGGGCGCAAAUAUCGGCGUCAUCAGCGGUCUCGUCAACGAGGUCGCUCCCGCCUGGGUGGUUCUUCUGAUUGGCGCCGUCAUGAACCUUUUUGGCUACACCAUGAUUUGGCUAGCCGUAACCAAUCGGAUUCCCAAGCCCCAAAUAUGGCAUAUGUGUCUCUACAUUUGCAUCGGAGCUAACUCUCAGACCUUUGCAAACACAGCGGCUCUUAUCACCUGCGUCAAAAACUUCCCGGAAAGUCGUGGUAGCAUUUUGGGGCUCUUUAAGGGAUUCGUCGGCUUAAGCGGCGCCAUUUUGUCUCAGCUUUUUCAUGCGUUUUAUGGCAACAAUUCAAAAUCUCUUAUUUUCUUAAUUGCUUGGCUUCCUUCAGCCGUCUCUGUUAUCCUUCACCGUUUCGUUCGCAUCAUUAAGGAUCUACGACAGCCCAACGAGCUUAAAGUUUUUUACCAUGUCCUUUAUAUUUCUCUCGGCCUUGCUGGGUCGUUAAUGGUUUUUAUUAUUUUACAAAAUCGUCUCCGAUUUCAACAAAUACAUUACGUCGGAAGUGCCAUCGUUGUCAUUGUUUUGCUUUUACUGCCUCUGGCCAUCGUUUUCAGAGAGGAAUUGAGAAUUUGGAGGAGUAAAAUCAAAAACCCAAUUCCACAAUUGGAGUUAGCAUCUCAACUACCGCCACCUCCACUAACCUCGGCGGUGCCACCGGCACCGCCGAACCCACCGUCGGACUCCUGCUUUAAAAACAUGUUUAACCCUCCAAACAGAGGAGAAGACUACACAAUCCCACAAGCCAUUUUCAGUAUCGAUAUGAUAAUUCUUUUUAUCGCCACAAUUUGUGGUGUCGGUGGAACAUUGACGGCGAUCGACAAUUUGGGCCAAAUCGGAGAGUCAUUGCGGUACCCAUCUCACAGUACCACCACAUUCAUCUCUCUAGUCAGCAUAUGGAACUACCUCGGCCGUGUAGUCUCCGGAUUCGUAUCGGAAUAUUUCUGGAAAAAGUACAAAGUCCCACGUCCUCUAUUUCUCUUCGUGACGCUUAUUCUGUCCUGCAUCGGUCAUCUUCUAAUAGUAUUCGGAGUUCCGAAUUCAUUGUAUUUUUCUUCAAUCAUAAUCGGGUUCUGCUUCGGCGCACAGUGGCCAUUGAUCUUUGCAAUCAUAUCGGAGAUUUUCGGGUUGAAGUACUACGCGACUUUGUACAAUAUGGGUGGAGCGGCGAGUCCGAUUGGGGCGUAUAUCAUGAACGUGAGAGUGGCAGGUCAUUUGUACGACAUGGAGGCAGAGCGACAGAUGGAGGCGGCGGGGAGACUAAGAAAAGAAGGGGAGGAUUUGAGUUGCUUGGGAGUGGAAUGUUACAAAAAGGCGUUUCUUAUAAUCACAGGGUCGACGGUGUUUGGGGGACUUGUUUCGCUGAUUUUGGUGGUUAGGACAUGGAAGUUUUAUAAAGAUGAUAUUUACAGGAGGUUCAAGGAGAAGGAAGGUGAAGACAUCGAAAUGAAAAUGGCCGCUCCGACCAAUAAUUCGUUGACGGCGGCGAAAACUGUAUCUGCUUAGUUACCUUUUUUU